Diceros bicornis minor is the source of this 3734-nucleotide messenger RNA. Its product is annotated as solute carrier family 23 member 1-like. The coding region runs from base 199 to 2049 and encodes 616 amino acids. The transcript has 12 exons. Gene Ontology annotation, biological process: transmembrane transport. Gene Ontology annotation, cellular component: membrane. The record is from RefSeq and is a predicted model, not a curated record. Lineage: Eukaryota; Metazoa; Chordata; Mammalia; Perissodactyla; Rhinocerotidae. Gene Ontology annotation, molecular function: transmembrane transporter activity.
GCAGCGUGGGCGGGAGUCUGUUGCAGAUCCACAGACGGGUUAUGGAGGCCCCACCCUCCCCAGAGCCAGGCCCCGGAUCCCUGUCUGUCUCUUUUAUUAUUUUGGCAGGGCGUUGAGAAGUUAAUCUUUCUCUACUGGAGCGGCUUCCCUUUUUUUUCACCCUGAGAGGACGCCAAAAGGAAGAGACCUCAAGUUGCCAUGAACUCUGCCGUGACCACCAAUGAGGACCCCGACUUCUUGCAGAGGGAUGAUAGCUUGCUCAGCUCCCACGAUGAUGGCCAAGGCAAGAAGAAGGAUGGCCAGUCGGGGAGUCCCAGCAGCAGCCACCUGGCCUAUAGCAUCUUGGACAUCCCACCAUGGUAUCUCUGCAUCUUCUUGGGGAUCCAGCACUUCCUUACGGCCCUGGGGGGGCUCGUGGCAGUGCCACUCAUCCUGGCGGAUUACCUGUGUCUGCAGCAUGACCCCCUGACCCAGAGCUACCUCAUCAGCACCAUUUUCUUUGUCUCUGGCAUCUGCACUCUCCUGCAAGUGUUUUUAGGAGUCAGGCUGCCCAUUCUCCAGGGAGGGACAUUUGGUUUUGUGGCACCCUCCCUGGCCAUGCUCUCCCUUCCUGCCUGGAAGUGCCCCGAGUGGACACUCAAUGCCAGCCAGGUGAACACCAGCUCUCCUGAAUUCACAGAGGAAUGGCAGAAGAGGAUCCGAGAGUUGCAGGGCGCCAUCAUGGUCGCUUCCUGUGUCCAGAUUCUAGUGGGCUUCUCAGGCCUCAUCGGCUUUCUCAUGCGCUUCAUUGGCCCCUUGACCAUUGCUCCGACCAUCUCCCUGGUGGCCCUGCCUCUCUUCCAUUCUGCAGGGAAUAAUGCUGGGAUCCACUGGGGGAUUGCCGCCGUGACCAUCUUCCUCAUCGUGCUGUUUUCUCAGUUCCUGAAAAACGUCGUGGUGCCCGUGCCCAUUUAUGGACGAGAGAGGACGGGUUUCACCUCUAAGUUCUACCUGUUUCAGGUCUUCCCUGUGCUGCUGGCCCUCUGCAUCUCAUGGUUCCUCUGCUUUGUGCUCACGGUGACCAAUGCCCUCCCCGCGGACCCCACAGCCUAUGGGUACCAGGCCCGCACCGACACCAAAGCAAAUGUCUUGAGCCAGGCUCCUUGGUUUCGCUUCCCUUACCCAGGACAGUGGGGCUUCCCCACCGUCAGCCCGGCUGGGGUCUUUGGGAUCAUGGCAGGGGUGAUUUCCUCCAUGGUGGAGUCGGUAGGCGAUUAUUAUGCCUGUGCCCGCCUGGCAGGGGCCCCACCCCCUCCGAAGCACGCCAUCAACCGCGGCAUCGGCAUUGAGGGCAUUGGCUGCCUGCUGGCAGGGGCCUGGGGGUCCGGGAACGGCACCACCUCCUACAGCGAGAAUGUUGGGGCACUGGGGAUCACCAAGGUGGGGAGCAGGAUGGUGAUUGUUGCAGCGGGCUGUGUACUGCUCCUGAUGGGAGUAUUUGGGAAGAUUGGGGCUGCAUUUGCCACUAUCCCAACCCCUGUGAUCGGAGGCAUGUUCCUGGUGAUGUUCGGAGUCAUCGCUGCUGUGGGGAUUUCCAAUCUGCAGUACGUGGACAUGAACUCAUCCAGGAACAUUUUUGUCUUUGGAUUCUCCAUCUUCUGUGGGCUUGCUAUUCCCAACUGGGUGAACAAGAACACUGAGAAGCUCGAAACAGGGAUUCCCCAACUGAACCAGGUCAUCCAGGUGCUGCUGACCACGGACAUGUUUGUAGGUGGACUUUUGGGCUUUCUACUGGACAACACCAUCCCAGGAAGUCCAGAGGAGAGAGGCCUCCUGGCAUGGAAUCAAAUCCACGAGCAGUCUGAGGAGACUACGAAGGCAUCAGAGGUCUACGGCCUCCCCUGUGGGAUUGGCACAAAGUUCUGCACUUCCUCCUAUACUCGGUACCUCCCCUUCUGGCCCAGAGUGGAACAUCGUGGGACAGGUGAGGUUGGAGCAUGCCAGCUUACCCUCUACUCCCACGAUUCCUCAGGAGAGUGUCUGAAGGAUGCCACAGAAACCAGGAUGUAAGGAGAACUCUCUGCAUUGCGGGUGGGAAUGUAAAUUGGUACAACCACAAUGGAAAGCAGUAUGGAGGUUCCUCAAAAAUUUAAAAAUAGAACUACCGUAUGAUCCAGCAAUUCUACUUCUGGGUAUUUAUUUGAAGAAAAUGAAAACACUAAUUCGAAAAGAUAUAUACAUCCCCAUGGUCACUGCAGCAUUAUUUACAAUAGCCAAGAUAUGGAAACAACCUAGGUGUCCACUGAUGGAUGAAUGGAUAAAGACUAUGUGGUGUAUAUAUAUAUAUACACACACAAUGGAAUAUUAUCCUGCCAUAGAAAAGAAUGAAAUCUUGCAAUUUGCGACAACAUGAAUGGACCUCGAGGGCUUUAUGCUAAGUGAAAUAAGUCAGACAGCUCUGCCCUGGAGCAGCAGGGGGAUUGGCCACAACCUCCAAAUUCCCUGCUGAGCCACAGAGGAGAUCUCUUUGGAAUUGGUUAGGGCACUUUUGGCUGGAAAUGAGAAAAGUAACUCAAAAAUGGGAGAUGGGAUUUAUUGAUUCUUUUAACUGGGAAGGAAGGAAACUAGGAGACCUCACAAAAACACAGGAGGAAUCGUAUAAACAAAGGAUAAUACUGGUAGAUAGUAUAAAAUCCAAAAGGUCCAGGAGAGCAUACGUGAAAAGCAAGUCUUUCUGCCACCUCUGCCUACCCCACCCUGUAUAAAAGCUACAAGGGAGCGGUUACUUUUACUUUUUUCCCCCAGCUUCCUUUUUACAGCAUUUCUUGACUCUGCUAAGUCCUACACAGCUGCCUCUGGGAAGCUGUCCCCACCCCCCCAGGCAAACUCUACACAUUCAUGCUGUGACCACCCAACGACCAAGCUCACCACAGCACAACCUGGCCCCAAAUCGAGACCACACUGCUCCAUCUACAGUGGGAUGAGUCAAUUCUGCUACGAGAAGGAGAAAGGAUGUGGAUACUCCCCUUUUAUAAGAAUAGCCAACGCCCAUUGAACUCAUUUACACCUCACAAAGAUCCUCUCCAACUGGUUACUAUGAUUAUCCCUAUCUUACAGAUGACAAAACUGGGCAGAGAGAGGCCCAACGUCAGAGCUAGUAAAAGCGAUGGUCAGGAUUUUAACCCAGCCCAUCAUGCUAUCCUGGUGUGCUCUGCAAUCUCAGAUGCCGAAGCCAGAGGGGCAGAAAUUCCUGAUCUUGAUCCUGAUCACCUAUCUUCCCGUUGUCGCCGAUGCUGGACACAGUGUUCUCGUCGUAGCUGAACUCCACGGAGUAGACCUCUCCGCAGUAGGCCUUACAGUUCAUAGUGCACUCGUGCUGCUGCAUAUCUGAGGCAACAGAUGCCUCUGAGAUUCCCGCCCGGGCCCCGGGGAGGCAUCAGCCCAGGACAGGAGGCACCCCUCGCCCUCUGCCCAGUGGGUGGGAGCUGUUCUGGAGGCAGAGGGCCUCCAGGACCCGACAGGUGUCACAGAGCUGACGCUUGCCGAAGAGGCCAGGCUGCCUCUGAGCCCCACAAGCAGCUUCUUUCACUGGGUCAAAAGUAAGGUUCUGGAAUCCCUGGGCAGAGCCCGUUCGUCUAGGAGGACACAAAAGUCCUUCCUACGAGGCCUCUGUAACUUCCCACCAGGGUGCCCUGGGGAUCUGUUAAAGAUACAGUCCCUAGUCCCAUCCCUGACCCUCUGACUCUGGGUCUCCU